AUUACGACAUCAUCUCAACCAAUCCGCAUCCGUCGGCGACAGGGAACUCCGAAUCGAAAUCUGCUCAAGCAACACCCCAAAUUGCAUAAAUCUCUGGCAUCGAGAUUCUUGUCAAUACUCAACUUAUACGAAGACAAUUUUGGUACUGGUAUCUUGGGAGGAAUUCAAUUGCAGACUUGGAGCAGGACAUCUUGGUAGAAAGGACAGACAAUUUACAACAAUGGGCGAGUCAAACGGCACCGAAGAACGGAGAGCUACUUUCCCUGCAGGUACAAUAGCGAAAUUGACAUGCGACAUACUGAAUGACACCUUCUACAAUAUCAUUCAUGAUAUAGUCGCAAAAGUCCAUCGCGAUGAGAAGGUGUCGCGCAUGCGUUCAGCGGUCGUUGCUGCCAGGCAGAAAGCAGACGAGGAAGCGAACAGGCGUCGUGAAGAAAGCGGAAAACCGGCUAGCGCCUUUAAGCCUGGCGAUCUUGAUUUCGAGGAACUCAGGGACAUCCGCGUGGAGACUGACGGAGCCAUCUUCGAUGAGGGCAAGGUCUACUUGAAAGGAAAUCCUCUGCAGACUACUAAGGAGAUCAUCUGUCCGGACUGCCGGCUGCCUCGCCUUUUGUACCCCGUAACAGGUAUUGGAGCGCGUGCCCCUCCCGACCCGUACCGCGAAUACUGUCAGAAGCAACCGACUAUCACGAAGCCCGGACACGACGUUCACGGAAACCCCUUCGUUACGGACAAGGUCAAACCUCAGAAAAAGAAACAAGCCAUUACCUCGAAUACGCCCGGAUCGAGCCCACCCACGACCCCAGACGGCUCUUUCAAGCAGGCUGCGCCAGAGAGGAUCUCGUUCCCGACCGUGAAGUGCCCGAACUGUCCCAGAUACUUUGUUGUAACUCGAGUGGCGCAGCAUCUAGACCGCUGCUUGGGUAUCUCCGGCCGACCACUCGGUGGCCGCAACAAGACUCCCAUGGAGAACGGCAGCGCAACUAGCAGCAACCCCAGCUCCGCUCCACCAAAGCGCCCCUUGGUCGACGAGGAUGGCCCGCCAACCAUGAACAAGAAGAAAAAACUUGGUGCCCCGAAAAAGCUGACGGGGAAGAAACCCACGCCUCCCAGCAGCAAGCUCAAGAACGGGUUAACACCGGACAUGGCCGCAGCAAAUGAUGCAUUCGGUGAACCCGAUAUCAAAAGUGAAGUCAACGGGGACAACUCAUGAGAGAAGAAAGACGCAAUCUGCUCUUAUCCUUGACCCCUCUUGUUCCUCCUUCUUCCUUACCACUUAAUACCUCCCUUCACCUCUUUUUCUCCUCCCUUU
This is a messenger RNA of Aspergillus saccharolyticus JOP 1030-1, 1312 nucleotides long. RefSeq names its product SGF11 family protein. Bases 221 to 1213 code for a protein of 330 amino acids. The record is from RefSeq and is a predicted model, not a curated record. The transcript is spliced from 3 exons. Lineage: Eukaryota; Fungi; Ascomycota; Eurotiomycetes; Eurotiales; Aspergillaceae.